AUGGAAGGAGACUUUGUGAAGGACAGGAUUCAGGUCAAGUUCGGGGUGGAAGUCCUCACUCCCAACGCUGAGGAUCGGGAGAGGGUCAAUUCUGGGAUUUUCAACGAGUUGACUACGGGCAAGGUCAGGCCAGAGACGAAAGAGAUGUUUCUGAGCGUGACGAGGUCGUUGUUGGAUCAGGGUGCGAAGGGGCUCAUCCUGGGAUCGACAGACCUUGGGUUCGUGAUUCGUGAGGACGAUAUUGACGUUCCCAUCUUUGAUACGGCGAAGAUUCAUGCGCUGGGUGUUGCGAAAUGGGCAUUGGGAAGAUGA
Messenger RNA from Exophiala aquamarina CBS 119918, 312 nucleotides. RefSeq lists its product as uncharacterized. Lineage: Eukaryota; Fungi; Ascomycota; Eurotiomycetes; Chaetothyriales; Herpotrichiellaceae. Bases 1 to 312 code for a protein of 103 amino acids. The record is from RefSeq and is a predicted model, not a curated record. The transcript has a single exon.